Myxocyprinus asiaticus (Chinese sucker) is the source of this 1094-nucleotide messenger RNA. RefSeq names its product guanylyl cyclase-activating protein 2-like. The transcript is spliced from 4 exons. Gene Ontology annotation, cellular component: photoreceptor inner segment; cone photoreceptor outer segment. Lineage: Eukaryota; Metazoa; Chordata; Actinopteri; Cypriniformes; Catostomidae. Gene Ontology annotation, molecular function: calcium sensitive guanylate cyclase activator activity; calcium ion binding. Gene Ontology annotation, biological process: visual perception. The record is from RefSeq and is a predicted model, not a curated record. The coding region runs from base 96 to 680 and encodes 194 amino acids.
AACAUGCAUCACACACAGCUCAUGUCUGUUCUGAAACUUUAUUUCUAAACAGCAACUAUCAGGAACUAACACUGUCUUUUCCAGUGUUUCAAAUAAUGGGUCAGUCACAGAGUGAAAUGGACAAUGAAGUAGCACUUGCUCAGAUUCAAGGGCUGUACAAGAAGUUUGUCAGUGAGUGUCCUAGCGGAAAUCUGCAUCUCCAUGAGUUCAAACGAAUCUUUGGCAUCACCAGUAAAUCCACAGAAGAGGAAUGUGCCUAUAUGGAGAACUUGUUUAGGACCUUUGAUACAAAUCAGGAUAACACCAUUGAUUUCAUGGAAUAUGUGGCUGCCCUACACUUGGUUCUUCGUGGUAGACUUGAGGAUAAACUGAAGUGGUCUUUCAAAGUUUAUGACAGAGAUGGAAACGGAUGUUUGGACAAGCGAGAGGUGACGCAUGUUAUUAAGACUAUACACACACUGAAGAUGCAUGAAAACUCUUCGGGCUGUGGAGAUCUCAGCCCAGAUCAGAUAUGUGACCGAAUCUUCGAACUUGUUGACAAAAACAAUGAUGGUGAGAUUUCCCUAGAGGAGUUUUUGGAAGGAGCUCAGAGAGACAAAUGGGUGAUGGAGCAACUUAAACUGGAUGUGCGACCAAGUGGCUGGUUUCUUGAACAGCAAAAGAAAUGUUCACAAACAUAAUUGUGAAAACUGAUAUGCCUUUUAUAUAGUUUUGUUUUUUAAACUUUGACAAACUUGCCCUUUUAAAUGGAAAAAAACCUUCUGUUGAAUGCAAAAAUAUGCUGGUAUUUGUAAAUAUGUGCAUCUUUUUUCUGUAUUUAAAUACAUUACGGUGAUUUUUAUGCUUAAUAGAUACGAUGAAUAAAAAGGAAGUUACACAAUGAACAGUAGAAAGAGAUACAGACAAAUACAAAAGAAAAUGUUUUGAGUUAUGAUGAAAAUUAGGCUUUUCUUACAGCUGUUUAUUUUAUUCACCUUGUACUGCACAAAUUAUUGGCCAAAAGCUGCUUUCAAGUCCUCCUGAGAGGCUACUACUUACAAGUUCGGAAAGUGGAAUUACGCCAUGAUUUGCUUUCAAGUGAUUUUGGUCUCAAA